UGACAGCAAAUUCCUUCAUUCCGUCGUCGUUGUCUGGUGUCGUUUGGUUUUUUCGUUUGUUUCUGUUCGCUGUUGUCGGUCGCAGGCAGGCAAGAAAAUCGGUGAAAUAUUAACGAUUCGCUCCGUCUGAAAGUGGUGCAGUGUUGGGCAGUUGAUGCGCGAUUCAUCCAACACUUCCGUCGGCGCUGCGUGAUGUAAGCAGUUUGUGUGACAAGAAUAGUUGCUAAACGGAAGCAAAAGUUACACUCGCUACCAGAUGGCAAUGUGAAAUUACCAGCACCUCAAUCUGUCAGAACAAUUACGUAGCGUUAAAAAUGAGUGCCGGAAAUUAGUCCAGAAACGUGGAGCAUCUCCUCCAAUCAAACAAAAGAACAUACAAAAACGGAAAAUUCUCCCUCGCGGGAAGGGAAAAGUGAACCGUUCCAGAACCAUCCGUCGCGCUAUUGCUUCCGCCCCUGCUCUCUCGCACCUCUCAUCAGCCCAUCCAUCUCAGUGCUCUCGUGCGGUGUUCGAGCGUUUGGUGUCCUCUUGGCACAUUGCCAAGGCGGCGGUGUGUUUGGUGGGGUAGCCUAGCAUGGGCAGGUUGUAAUGAGGCCACCACCACACUCUGGGCCCGGGGCAUACGUCAAUCGGAACCGGGCGGCACGGUGAUGGAGCGAAGAUGAACAACCACAUCAUCAUGUCACGGUAGUAGUAGCUGCUAAACGGUGGCCGGUGUGUGUGUGGUACUGGUGAAAGUGUCUAGUCCUUGCUGGAGAACAAAAGAAGCAAAGUGUCGGUGUACGUGUGUGCGUGUUUGUGUUUGUGAAAGUAAUUGAAACCCAUAGCAACCCCCUCCCCCCGGGGCCAAAGCAGUGUGACGCGGCGGCGGUGCAAAGGAAGGAUAAUUGCAGAGUACGACAACGACGCGCGAUAUAUCGGCACGUAAUUACAUUUCCGUGGGCAACGAUUAUCAAUCCCAACCACUGACAAAAUGACGGUCGAUUUCAACGAUUAUUUUUGGGGCGAGAAGAACAACGGCUACGAAGUGCUGUACCAAAACAUGAAGUAUGGCCUAUCGGCGACGAAAGAGCUGGCGGAGUACUUCCGCGAGCGCUCGAACCUGGAGGAGUACAACUCGAAGCUACUGACAAAGCUGGCCAACAAGGCGGGCUCGAGCGGUGGCGGUACUUUUUCCCCUCUCUGGAUCAUCCUCAAGUCAACCACCGAGCGUCUGUCGGAGCUGCACGCCCAGAAGGUGCAGAAGCUGACGGAGCUGGUCAAGAAUGUCACCAAGUACGCGGAAGACCUGCACAAGAAGCAUAAAUCGGUGAAGGAGGAAGAGUCGGGCACGCAGGAUGCGGUGCAGGCAAUGAAGGAAUCGACCGCGGCUGUCGCCAAGGCAAAGGACACCCACAAUGCCCGGCUGCAGGAGGUGGAGAAGGCCCGGAAGGAUAAUUCGGCCAAGGAGAUCGAAAAGUCGGAGGCAAAGCUACGCAAACACCAGGACGACUACAAGGCGCUGGUGGAGAAGCACAACAUAAUCAAGCAGGAGUUUGAGAAGAAAAUGACAAUAACGUGUAGGCGUUUUCAAGAGAUGGAAGAAGCACAUCUGAAACAAAUGAAAGAGUUCCUCUCGUCGUACAUGGACAUAGUGCAGAACAAUUUCGAUUUAGUUGGCCAGGUCCAUUCUGAUUUGAAGCGUCAAUUUCUAGAGUUAACCGUGGACAAGCUAUUGGAACAGUUCGUGCUGAACAAGUACACCGGUCUGGAGAAACCAGAGCUAAUUGAGCUUGAUUUUGAAAGUGGCACCGCGAGCGGUUCCGGUGCGGGUGGCCAUAACAGCGGCCACCAGCUGCUAGUGAACACCUCGGCCCCGCUGCCACCGGGUGGCAGCAUCUCGCCCGCUCCAUCCUCGCUGGCGGGCGGCGGGCUGCUCGAAUCACCGACCCUGUCCGCGACCAGCUCCUCGCAACCGAUCAACAUCGGCACGGCGCCCGGCAAGAAGGAAAGCAGCCACCUGCGGUCCUGGUUUAGCUCCAGCUCGACGGCAGCCGUCCCAACGAACUCACCGGUCAAUCUGUCCACCUCGCCCACGUCCACCUCGAUGGGCGGAGGCGGCGGACGGUGGGGCGAUGGCGGAACGGACCUACCGUCAGCCCAGCAGCAGUCCCAUCCGGCCUCGUUGCGUGCCAUGUCGCCGGUGCCAUCGGUGCUGAACGAAAGUAGCGUGUCCGGAUCCGCACAAAGUACGGGCAAACAGUCAAGUAAACCAUUCUACGGCGAUCUGUUUUCCUUCAAGCAUCAUAGUACCAAUCCCUCCACUAAUCACAAUCAGCCAUACCACCACCCGCCCAACCUAGCCACUAACGGUCACAAUAACGGUGGCAGCGGCAAACAACAAUCGCAACAAUCGCCGCAAAUGAAACAGCAGGAACAGCAACUGCAAGAAUCUUUACAGCAUCCACAGCAACAGCAAGACCAGCAGCAGCAGCCUGCGUCACCUCAGCAACUACCACCACCACAACAACAACAACAACAACAAAAAUCUUCCCGCCGCACUACUUCCCUUCUCAAUCUCUUCAUGUCUAACUCCCAGGGAAGUCGCGAUAGCCGAGAAAGCCGCGAGUCGACCACAAGCAGUGCGGGCGGACGCCGGAACAACAGCAACAUCGCCGGAGGCACCAAUGCGGCGGCAUCGGAAGUCGGUCGAAAUUCGGUCUCCUCCACCGGCGCGACUGUUUCUGCCCCGACCAGCCCGAACGAUCCGGACACUGGAAGCAGCGGGGGCGGCACGGCGGCAGCCAUCGAUGAACGGUCACAGCAGCAGUCCUUUAUCGGACGGAAUCCGUUGCUGCGGGGCUCGAAAUCAGUUUCCGGGUUUCUGCGCAGCCGGCGCGAGAAGGCCAAAUCGAAGAAAGCCAAAAAGAAGAAAGAUUCCACGGAAAACUCCAGUGCCAAAGAUGAAAAUAUUUUGGACGGCGAUAGCAAAGGCGAUACGGCGAAUGCGGACAGCGCCACGAAUCUGCAAACCACUUCCGCGAUCAGUGCUUCGAACGUAGCCCCCACGGCAACGCCCGAAGUGGAUGAGGACGGUUAUAGCAUACAGCCGCGCGAAACCACCUGGGACAGUGCGACGAUCACGGAAAAGAGCAAUAAUUUCUACUCAAGCUCGGACAGUGACAGCGAGGAUGAGCGUGAAGAGAAGAAAAUCCACGUGGAAAUUAAACCGCUUAACAAUGGUGCCGCACCCAUUUCGGCCAGUGUCGAUGAGCUGCGGGCAACGGUGGAAAAUCUUUCGCUAUCACCAAUCGGUAUUCUAACAUCGCAACAGCAGCAGCAGCACCAUCAGCAGCACCAGCUGCACCACCAGCUGCACCAUCAGCAACAGCAGCAGACACAGCCCGCCUCCCAGGCACACGCGCUGCACCACCAGAUGUCGGUCGGGAAUGCGUCGCUCCUGAACAAUAGCAACGCCGCCACGCACCUCACCAGUCCGAAUGCCUCGAAUGCGUCCACGCCGACGACGGUACAUCCGUACGCGCCGCUACAAAGCCCUACCCUGUCGAUGUCAACCAGCUCGAACAAUCGGUAUGCAGAUCUGGGUGACAUAUUUUCGGAGGUGGGUGACAUUAGCAUCUCGGCACCGACUUCCGCGAACCUAACGAAGCUUACCCAGCGACAAAUCCCCACACCGACGUCAGCGGGCGGCAGCAGUAUCGCUAUACCGCGACCACCAUCGCGAAGAUCGGAAGCGGCUGUUGCACGUGAUCGUGUCAGUCCGGCGUCACAGAUUGCUCGUGCCGACAGUGUCGGCAGUUUGGAGUUCCGUAGUCCGAGCGUGGGUAUCGGAUCGUCUCGUGGUCCGUCCCCGCUAACGAUCGGCAUGUCCGAUACGAUUCCAUUGGCUGUUGCAUUCCACGAAAUUAUUCACGCCUAUUUCAAAGGAGCCGACGAGUCCCGGUGUCAGGUGAAAAUGUCGGGCGACAUGAUGAUUUCGUUCCCGGCCGGCAUUGUGAACGUGCUGACGAACAAUCCGAACCCGGCCAAGCUGGGCUUCCGCAUCAAGAAUCUCCAGAACCUCGACAACGUACUGCCGAACAAGCAGCUCAUCACGAUCGAUCGGCUCCAGUCGACCAGCUUCAGCACGACGCUCGAGUUCAACAUGCCAGUAUUAACGGCGACCCUGCGGCGCCAGUCGGAGCAGAACCCGAACGCGCCGCACAUCAACGUGGACAUCCUGAAGUACCAGAUCAAGGCCAAGCCGGGGGCGGCCUCCUGUCCGUUCCAGCUCGUGUCCUACUGGAAGUGCGAACAGCGGCACACGGACAUUAAGAUCGACUACAAGUAUAACUGCCACGCGAUGGCCCAGCCGUCCCCGCUGCUGAACGUUUCCAUCUCGGUGCCGGUCGACGGCGGUGUGAAGAACGUCCAAUCGAAACCUCAUUCGGCUUGGCAAGGCGAAUCGAAUCGGCUGGUGUGGAACUUUACGGACAUAUCGCAGCACUCGGAGAGUGGCGGUGUUGAUACGCUCCGUGCCCGGCUCGAGGUAGGCACGGGACCAUCGACGCCGGCCAUCAUUUCGACCCAGUUCAACUGCGAAGGGACCACGCUUUCCGGCAUUGAGUUUGAGCUGGCCGGCUCGGGAUAUCGGCUAUCGCUUGUAAAGCGACGAUUCGUAUCAGGAAAGUACAUCUGCGAAGGCGAUGGCAUACGGACGGUGAAAACACCUACGCCACCGAACGUGUCCGGUGUCAUGUCACCGAUUCCGUUCGGCAGCAGCAGCAGCAACAGCAGCAAGUCGGCCAAUCCCUCAUCCGGUGGCACCACUGGAUAGUAUCGGUUUUUCUUCUGCUAGAAAAGCAAGUACCACCAUAUCCUUUCCCCCGAACGAGAGCGUGAACUGAAGGUAGAAGUUACCACUGUUACAGUGCUGCUGGGUGCAAAACCGGGACAACACCCCGUCCACAUCAUUUGUCGGCCAUCGGGCAGCGAACGUCUAACCCCCCGAGCGAGCGGCGGUUGCUGUUGCACUAGGGCACGCACUAUACGCAAUACCGGGCGUCGGCUUGUUUGUUGGUAGCGAGUAGUAGGGUGAGUGGAGAGACUUUCCAACCAAAACUAUAGACUAGUGCAAAACAAAUUGUACUGCGUACUCGUACUAAGAGAGAAGGCAAGAGAAUGGUGAUAUGUACCACCCCACACGCGCUCUAUACGGAAGGAGGAAAAGCGAACGUUGAUAGCGUAAGAGAGAGAGGCUAGGAGGAGAUUUCAGAAAUGUUGUUUUUAGUGGAUGAUGAUGAUGGGGGUUCUGCUGUGGCGGGGCAAACCGUGCGGAGCGAAAGAGCUGGAUGUCGGAUAAGCCUGUGUAAAAUGGGUAUGGUGCCUUCCUUCUUUAGUGCAAACCGUCUCGCCGGUCCGUCGGUGAGAGCGUGUGCCUCGGCUUUGCUUAUCCUGCCAGUUCUGUACGUCUAAUUUCUUUCCGCGCUCCUCCUUCCUUAUUAUUAUCCCUUUCGUGUUUUGUUUGUUUGUAGCAACAACUGCUAGUAUUUUCAAAAGGACUGACACCCCGUACGCCAUUCCUGACGCUAGCUUGUUUUGUUUUUUUUUCUUCUUUUCUCUCGAAGAUAUCUACUUGUUAUCCGUUUCUCAGCUGCGUGAGAAUGCUUUAAGUAAUGUAAAUUUCAUGUUAUACCCUCGUAGAAGGCGCUCGCUUACCCACCAAACAACGCAUCACAUAGGGAAGCGAGUGUCCACCUGCGAGUUUAUAUGUGCUAGUGGUAAGCUGAGUGUGGUGUAUGCCGGUGUUUUUUUACGUAUGCUUUCCAACAACAACAGCAAACAAAAGGAAAAAGUAGUUGCGAUGUUAAAUGGAAAUACUCUUAAGAUAACAUCUGCAGUAACAGAGAGUGUUACACACACUUUCACUAUCAGUAGCCCAGAGCAUAUUUGAUUCACUACAGAUAAGUGGCACUGCAUCAGAAUGCUAAGCUUGAAUGUUUAUACUGUUGUUUUAUGCUAUAUGUUAGCAUAUUUUUAAAACAUGUAAACUCUAAUCUAUGUUCGAUGUGUAUCGGGUGUGGAUGCUGUAUAUGCUCCCAUCACUUAGACCUUAGUUAAAAUGCCACACACUCCUCGUUUUCGGUACAAAACACUCACACAUAAACACACACUGCUGUAUUAUUAUUAUCCAGUUUGUGCACUAAGGGCAAAGAAGUAGGUUAAACGAGAUGUAGCGCGUAGCAUGGCAAAAGGAGGGCAAGAAUCUGAACUAAACAACGGACUGUUUCCUAGUAUAUUGAACUCUAACAAGAAAGUGAUCCGAAUGUGUCUGUCCACACACCGACCGAUCCUUAGGCACCCGUUCCUCUUCGUAAAUAAUAAUAAAUAAAAAAAGACUCGGUAACAAUUGUAGGCUAGGAAACGACAAAAACCAACAGGCAUUACACAGACACACCCCCCUCCCCCCCUCCCCUCCUAAAUGCAAAGAAAGCAAACAGUGAAAUACACUUGAAAUCAAUUUUGAACACAAAAUCACUCUUUCCAAAACAUAGGGAUGCAGCAAACAGGACGCAAACAUUUAGCCCAGGUAUCAUUACUAUUAUUAUUAUUAUAUACUGCCUGCAUCGUGCGAAGGAAAAAUAAAAAUUAGGCAAUUAUCAAUCACAAUACA
Messenger RNA from Anopheles arabiensis, 6652 nucleotides. Its product is annotated as F-BAR domain only protein 2. Gene Ontology annotation, cellular component: cytoplasm; clathrin-coated vesicle; clathrin-coated pit. NCBI's taxonomy places the organism in Eukaryota, Metazoa, Arthropoda, Insecta, Diptera, Culicidae. The transcript has 17 exons. Bases 974 to 4816 code for a protein of 1280 amino acids. Gene Ontology annotation, biological process: clathrin coat assembly; clathrin-dependent endocytosis. The record is from RefSeq and is a predicted model, not a curated record.